Molecule: messenger RNA, 8901 nt
Organism: Lytechinus variegatus (green sea urchin)
Lineage: Eukaryota; Metazoa; Echinodermata; Echinoidea; Temnopleuroida; Toxopneustidae
Product: zinc finger SWIM domain-containing protein 5-like
Exons: 12
Coding region: 16-3129 (1037 amino acids)
Cellular component (GO): Cul2-RING ubiquitin ligase complex
Molecular function (GO): zinc ion binding
Source: RefSeq, a predicted model, not a curated record
UAGUGUUUCUAAACCAUGAUCUCACUUCUACAAAUUCUUUUUUUUUCCACCUCAGGGUUCCAUCUUAGUGGUACGGUCAGUGAACCCAGCGGUCAACUAUACGAGCCAGAACAGAGGCAUAGGGUAUCGAUUAGCUUUGAUCGCUGCAAGAUCACUGCGGUGACCUGCACCUGUGGCAACCGCGACAUCUUCUGGUGCCAACAUGUGGUGGCGCUCUCACUUCACAGAAUCCGGCGGGCGCGGGAAGUCCAGCUGCGCCUGCCCAUCUCCGAGACGUUGCUUCAGAUGGAUCGGGAACAACUCCAGAAAUUUGCUCAGUACCUCAUCGCCGCACAUCACACAAAUGUCCUGCCAACGGCGCAAAAACUCGCAGACGAGAUCCUGCAGUCAAAGUCAGAAAUCAACCAGCUCGCAGGUGCACCUGACCCUACAGCUGGAGCCAGUAUAGAUGACGAUAGCUGUUGGCAUCUCGACGAAGAACAGGUCCAAGAACAGGUCAAACUCUAUCUUCAGCAGGGAAGCUAUUAUGACUCGGGGAAACAACUUAACUCAUUAUUUGCCAAGGUACGAGAAAUGUUACGGGUUAGAGACUCCAACGGAGCACGCAUGUUAACGUUAAUCACAGAACAGUUCAUGGUAGACCCUAGGUUGCAACUAUGGAGACAACAGGGGACGCCCAUGACAGACAAACACAGACAACUCUGGGACCAACUAGGUUUACUAUGGAUGGUAGUGGUAAUGAAUCCAGGUUACUCAAAACGAGAGAAAGAACAUUGGAGAGUGAGAUUACGGCAAUGGAGUUCCAAUGACCUUUGCCCUCUGGAAGACGCAGACGCUCGUAGUAAUAUUCCCAACCCAGGACCAGGUGCAAUAAACAAUGUGGCAGGACCGUCGGCGAAUGGCGACAGACCGAGGACGAUCUUCACGAGGGCGAUAGAGGCGUGCGACCUUCAGUGGUGUGAUAACCACUUACAAAAUGUCUUGAACAAAGACUACUUCAUGUGUGUGCACCAUAUCAAAGAUAUGGAUUAUGGACUAUUCAACCAAUCAGCCUUCCCACUUUGGUCAGAACAUUUACCAACAGCUUGUGCCAGAGUAGAUGCUCUACGUUCCCAUGGUUACCCGAAAGAAGCAUUACGUCUCGCCGUCUCCAUUGUUAGAUACCUCAAGAAAGUACAGCAGGACCACCUCAAACAAGCUAAACACAGUGCUCGCAAAUCAAAACGGAAAUGCUCUCAGACGAACAUGACGGCCAGCGAGGUGUUCUACAACAGCAGUAGCAGUAGCAACAUCGUGCGGGAUGCAAGCGAGGCGUGGAUCGGUCAUCCGUUGGAUCCCAUCGGAUGUUUAUUGGACACCCUUCUUGAGGCAUCCAGUGCUAACCCAGAUGCUAUGGACGGUGGUGAUGGUGGUGGCUUGUCAAGCGGUCCCUCAACCAGUGGGUCAUCGUCCACCCAGUCGUCUUCAUCCUCGGCAAGUCAUGCGAAUAACAAAUACAGGCACGUCAGAGUGACUGGGUCCAACGAUCCCUUGGAGUCCUAUCUCACGCUCGCGUACGAGGUAGCGGUCAUCGGGCUCGGUCAGCAGAGGGUCAUGCCCAUGGGGCUCUACGCCCAGGACAAGGCUUGCAGGGCAGAGGAGGAACUUAUCACAAGGCAUAGUGAGAUUCUGAUGGACCAUGAUCUGGUCCAGGUCUUACAACAGCAGGCUAAUACCCUGAUGGAAGGUACUGCCAGUGGUCUUGGUAGCACAGUACGACCUGAGAGCUUUCCAAUGCACACAUUUGGUCGAUAUCUCUUCCAGACGCUCCUCCCAUACAACGCAGACCUGGCCUAUAAGGUUGGACUACGCGCCAUGAGAUUGCCUAUCCUGGAGGAAGGGACAUCGGGAAGCGGUGGAUUAACUGCUAGUAGUAUGAACGCUGUCCUGAUGGGUCGAUAUCCUCGAUGGUUUGUUCUGGGUCAUAUCGAGUCUCAACAGUGUGAACUGGCUAGCUGCAUGAUCACCGCCGCUAAAGAUGAUCCUCGUCGUCUGCGGAAUGUUCUUGAGGCCGCCCAACGUCACAUCCACAGCGCAUCGCAGCUCUUCAAGCUCGCACAGGAUGCCUUCAAGGUGGCCACGCCCGUCGACGGCCCCACCCACUGCACCCUCCUCAAGGCGACCUUUGACCUCGGCCUGCACAUCAUGCGCAUGACGCUGGCCAACAUGAACUGGAGGCGGCGGGACAUGGUGCAUUGGAUGGUCCGUUGCGCCACCGAGAUCGGAAUCGAUGCCCUCAUCACCGUGAUGCAGUCGUGGUACACGCUAUUCUCGCCUACGGAAGCGACGACAAUGGUCGCGACCACAGUCAUGUCACCUACCACCGCCAUUAGAUUGAACUUAGACAUAAGAGCACAGGAGGAACUUGCAAGGUGUGCUCGGAGUGUAGCUUUACAAUGUGCCGCGAAGGAUCCACCUUCUUGUGCACUAUGUGCUUUAACUCUAUGUGAAAAAGACACUGUAGCCUUCAAGGCCGCCUAUCAAAUAGUCGUGGACGCAGCGGCAGGAGCCAUGAACUCGCAGCAGCUCUUCACGAUAGCACGGUACAUGGAGCAUCGUGGGUAUGCCACGCUGGCCUACGACCUGGCCGUCUUGGCCAUGAGGAAUCUAUCUCUGGGGUACAACCAGGACACGCAUCCAGCAAUAAACGACGUGUACUGGGCGUGUGCACUCAGUCACUCGUUGGGCAAAGAGCAGCUGAGUAAUAUGAUCCCUCUAGUGGUCAAGAGUGUCCAGUGUGCCUCUGUCCUUGCUGAUGUUCUGCAUAGAUGUACUUUAACAGCCCCUGGUGUUGGUUGUCCGCCUGAUGCCAAACGUCGCUGCAUCAAACUCUUGCCAUACGACAAAGAUCCCAUGCGUCAACUCCUCGAUGCGGCCAUCGCAGCUUACAUCAACACCGCCCAUUCCCGCCUCACGCACAUCUCCCCGCGCCACUACGGCGACUUCAUCGAGUUCCUCGGGAAGGCCAGGGAGACGUUUUACCUCGCGCCCGAUGGCCACAUGCGCUUCACAAAACUCAUAGAUGACCUUAAGAUCAUGUACCGGGGGAAAAAGAAACUCAUGCAUCUUGUCCGGGAGAGAUUCGGAUGACGCUGGGCCAUAGAGGGCACCCUUGCAACCCCAAACCAUGGCAUGACGUCGGGAGGAGGCGUCGAAGUGUUUGUGCCGGUUGUGGGUAUCCUAUGGGUGUGACAUUUACUGCAGGGGCAAUAUGCAAAUUUUCUCUUUUUGUUGUUGUUUUAUUUUGUCAAAUUCCUAGAUAUGGAAAAGAAUAUAACCGAUUCUAGCCACACCGUUUUAGUAUUGUGUAUUAUUGAUUUGAUUCAUGUCUCGUGUGUCCAUGUUGUGUAACAUGUUGUUGUGCCAUGAAAUUCAUUCUUAAAAAGAAGUGUUCCACAGUUAACGCAGGUUACAAUUUGUAACAAUCCAUAUUGACUUACAUGUUGAACAGCAGUAUUCUGAUUGUCAUCCACUUAAGAUUUUGUCUAAGUUUUUGUCAAAUUUUAAAGAAGUUUCUCUUUAACUUUAAUUCUGAAAUUUGAAGUUCAACGAAAUAAUCUGAGAGAAUUAAAGAAAAGCAAGUUUUAAAAUUCAGAAAAUUAACCAUGAUAUAUACGGAGAUUGUUUAAAGGCUUAUUAAAGCUUAAAAUAUCUUUCUCAGUCAGAAAGUCAUCUUUUACUCCAUUAUGUCUCUAAAGGAGUUGAAUUAAAUUUCCUUUCCCAUUUUUCAGUGUUAAGUAAGAUUAUUUCUUUGGUCUUCAAAACCCUUGAGUGAAUAAAAUCAUUAGAUAUAAAUUUCUACUUCCAAGUGUUUUCUAUUACAAGACCAGACUUUUUGUCUAAGUAUGUUUUCAUAUGUUGUUCAAAUUAAACAGUAACCCUGCGUGUAUUUCACGAUCUCUUCUUACAUUACCUGUUUAAUAUGUAAAUGUAAGUAAGAAUUGCAUGGAAUUAAUAUAUGUAAAUGAAAAAUAGAUCAAAUUCAUUGCCUUUAAUGUAAUAUAUGAUAUUAAUCUAUAAUACCAGUUUAAAAUCAUUGUAAUAUGUUCUACAUAGCCGUUCACCAUGGAAAAACAUUAUGUUGGAACAUUUCACUUCUUGAUGUUGCCAAUAUUACUCAUAAUUCAUUGUUCAUCUCUAGUAACAUUGCCAAAGGAGUUUGUUGUAAAGACAAUUCUUCAUCUAGUUGUAGGGUUUUAAUUGCCAAAAGAUGCGAAAUUCAGAUUUCUCCCUACAUUAGCAAUUCAACUUCUCCCAGUGUAAUGUACUAGCUGUCUUAAUGAAGUGUUGUAAUUUAAACAUUUCAUUAAGACAGCUAGAACAUGUGGGUGAAAAAUUACUCAUGACUAAAGUAGUAAAAGAGAAAAGUCUCCUUUCCUAAUUUCAUUGAUGAAAUUUCCUCUUAUUCUGAUUGCGGACCUUUCUGCUAUUCAUCAAUUAACAACUCUAUAAAUAUACCGGUAGGAAUGUAAAAGUAUCAUUAUUGAAGUACUGUGACAUAAUAUCUACAAUAUAUUAUCUUUAUCAAUGGCUACAGCAUGCAUUUGUAAUUCUAUAAUUACUGACCAAUGUAAUGAGAAUAUUAAAUUUCUAUUCUACGAGACUUUGUGGGUCUUUCAGAAAGCUGUCGGCAAGUUAAGAAUGACUUAACACAACUGGUAAUCAUUUCUUGUGAGCAAGUCAACACCAGUGAAAAUUUUGGUUUCAUUAUUCACCACAAGAAAGGAUCACGGUCAUGCAUAAAGUCAUUUGCAAUUAUAAAAAACAGCUUUAGGAAACACUAACUUUGUCUAAAAAAUGAAAAUGGAAUUUUAUUUAAUAUUUGAUAUAAUGAUGGACUAUUGAAUUGAUGAUUUUGAUAUUUUGGGUGACCCAUAUUCUAGGUAUAUUUAUCCUUUAUUCAAUUGAUUGACUUAAGUUACACGAGAUGACCUUUUUUUUGUUUUGAAGAAGACUACCUCAUUCACCUCAUAUUAUAACAUGUACAUCAGAAAUCUUAUUAUUCAUUAAGUAAUGGUUAUUGCCAAUAUAUUUAAAAAUGAAAAAAAUCAUUUUAGGCUUAAUGCAGGGAAAUUUUGUUGACGCGUUAUUAUCGAUAGUUGCGGAUUGAUUGAAGUUUAAAGGAAUCUACUACUUCGGGAGAAAUAAAGAUGAGAAUGAAAUAAUUUCCUUCCAUUUAUGCAUGUAUCAGUACCGAAAAAGGAAUUACCUACACGUUUUAUAGAGUACAACCGUUUGUAGUGGCUUCCCAAAGAAAGACAUGGAUUUUAAUUCUCAGUCUCUCCCCCUGAAUGGCUAAGAAGUCCAUAAUUUUAACAAUUAAAGGCAUGACUAAAGCCAUUCUCCCCAUAAAUCAAGUCCUCGCUCUCGGGAGGCGAACACCAAACAUCGUACUUCGAAUUUCAUUUCUUUCGCGUUAUUUUUCUUCAUGCUGCAGAAAAAACAAAAUAAUCAUAGCUGCGUUCGUAAGAUCAUUUCAAGUAUGAAAACCAUAAGAAGUUGUAAAAAGUUGUUUCAGUCAUUAUGUAUUUAUUUAUUGUAUCAUCACAGAGAAGAAGACCUAGUCUUUACAUGAGCUCAGUUCUUUGUGGUUUGUUGUUGUCAUGGUAACAUAAUCACAAAUUAUAUUUCUCUUUUACGCACAUUUCAAAGUGAAGCUGUAAAGUGUUCCUCUUAUAUCUAUAUAUAUAAAUAUAUAUAUAGUUUCUGAAAUUGUGGCAUUACCUAAAAUUGUGCAUAAUGUAUAUGUUGUAAAGCUGCUUCUUUUUUUUAGUUUUUUUUUUCAAGAAAGAAGUGUGAUAGUCUAUCAAAAGUGGUUUAUAUUCUAAAAAAAUUUUAGUUUCCUUUUUCUUUGCUAUUUUGUGAAAGGGAAAUGUGCGGCUUAUGAAAUAGCGUGCCUCGGUUCCCUUCCAUUUGGUUUACAAAAAGAAGUCUGAGUUCUCUUCAAUAGCAGUGAUAAUCCACCCGAAUUGUUCUCAUUCAAAUGAAAACUUCAUGUUAACUCAUCGCUAAUUUCAUUUGCUAAUUUUAGAAGGAUAUUUUACACCUAGUCAUGUGUUACUAUCGUUUUCUAAAAAAGGACAAAAGUAAGAUAAACUAAAUGUCAUCAAAUCAACAAACUGCAUGCUGGCAGUUUGUCAAAUCUUUUAAGGAAUAACAUCAAAAUUGAGUUAGAAAUCUACUUUCACUCUAAUAGUGAGAAAGAUUUAAUAGCUCCUCUGGUCAAUUAAUGUUCAUGUAGAUGUCAAUAAUAACAAAAUGAUAUGAGAACUCAGAUUCGUAUUAUGAACAUUUGGAAGGGUCGAGUCACCAUCAAUAGUUUGCAUACUGUUGCUUGAUUCACUACGUUGUUUAUUUAUGUUCAAAUGUUAUGAUAGAGAUUUGAGUCAAGAUUUUUUUUCUCUUUUUUUUUUGCCACCACAAUUGGAUAAGAAGUGGAAGUGCCAAUAUAUUUUGACAAAGAUUUUUUUUCUAAGGAAUUGGAGAUGAACGACAGGUGCUAUUUUAUGUCAAAAAAAACUUUUUGAGGGAAUUAAGUGCAAGGAAAUGUUUUUGUGUACAGAGACAACUAAAAUACAUUAUAUUGAUGUUUCAAGGUUUUGUUAGAUAUCUAGUGUAUAAAACAUGUACAGCUGAUAUCAGCUGGAUAUGAUCAUAGACAAUAUUUCUAAGUUAGUAGAGUCUAAAUAUGUUCAUGUUUUCACUUUUUCUUCUUAUUCUUUUCUUCACAUGACCAAAUUGUUUGCCGCAAGAUAUAUAUUAUUUGUGUGAUUGAUUCUAUAGUGUUUAGAUGAGGUGUUUACAGAUAUAUUGAAAGAUAUGGGUUGAGCCCAUUAAGAAAGGGUGUUUUUUCUAAAGCAAAAUGCAGGGAUAUCCUGUUAUUUCUCUUUGAUUUUUUUUGUGAAAUAUUUUGUUUCAGAGAAAGGCAAUGCCAACGAUUCGUUUACAAAAACAAUUUCCUUUAUUUACUGCUUUCAUAGAGUACUACUGUUUUCAAAUAGCGGGUCAUUUUAUGGGAAAGUUUCUCUCGUAUGUUUGCCAAAUAAACAUUCACACUACGUGGUAUAGAGUUCCCAAAUCAGGAUUCUGUUACAUAAAUCAUGCAAUCGAGAUUUACAAUCGAUUGUACUUGUCCCCUUUAAGAAGCUAUCGCCAAUUGCAUUUUUUUUUUUUACUAAUAAUCACAAGCAGUUAUAAAUCACACGUCCAAAUGCUUGUUUAUCCCGUGUCAUCUCAAUUCACAAUCUGUUGCUACUCGUGACCAUGUGUGUGCUGUGGAUAAGAAGUGACGGUUACGUCUGAAUGGAUGUGUGAUCAAUUACUGACCAGUUUUAACUGGGCUGAGGAGCUUAGAUCAUGCAUAUUGCCUCACAAUUCAGAAUGCAUUAUAAUUCAUUAUAUACCACAAAUUGACAAUCUGGAUUGUACGCUGUGACACAUCAUACAGCGUUCUAAUGAGCUCAUACCGUCCGACUAAUAUCACAAGGUCUGAAUGAUAUGCAACUGAUUCUGAUAUCACCCAUGAGUGGUGGUAAUUUUCAGUGUUUGUUUCCUAUAGACUCAAAUUACAAAAGAUCAUGCAAUUUAUGAUUUUGCAGUUUUUUCCUAAUUUUUUCCAUAAAUGUGCAUUCAUGCAGAUUGCUUCAAAUAAAAAAAACAAUACCAGCAUUCUCUGUUAGAAUCUCCACCAAGCAAACUACAAAGAUCAUCUAGUACCAGCAUUGUGGAAAAAAAACUCAUGAAUUUGCUGAGUAACAUUUAUAAGCCAGAAAAUAUCUGCACGCUAAAAUGUUAGCUUAUAGAGUGAAUUCUUUUGUGGAGCAGUUUCUAAAGUAUAAUAUCUAUUUCUGCAAGUCAUGCGUUGUAUGAAUCUUUGUUAAAAAAAAUGAUUUGACAAAUAUUAAUACAAAGAGUGAUUUUGAAAGCAACGUGAUUUUGUUUUUUAUACAAAAACCUAUAUAGGUAAUAGUGAAAAUGAGAAAAGCUAUCAUUUUGAAUUAAGUUCAGCGUCACAUUGAAAAAAUGCUUGCUUGACACCCCCCCCCUUGAUCUUAUGACUGGAUGUAACAUUAAUUUGGCAUACAAACUUAUAAUUUUUGAAAAAUUAUUUGAAUUUCAAAUUUGUCUGUACUUGCGAGGAUUAUAUUCUUAUGUAUGUAAGAUAUUACUUGAGAUUAGCCAAAUCCCUUUGUGUAUAUUUUGUACCAUUGAUUCAUCAUUUCAAUGCAAAAUAUUUUUUUGUCAUCUUUUUGAGCUUUUCAACAAGAGUUUGGAAAGAUCUCUCAGAGGAUAUUCUGAGAAAUUUUAAAACUGAAGAGAUUGGAAACUUAAUUGGAAGAUUUUGUUGUGAUUAUGGUUUGAAUCUCCAAAAUAGGGUUUCCUGUUUCUCUCUCUAUCUCUGUGUACUGUUUGCACUCCUGAAUGUUGCGAAUGUUUCUGUCGUUUUUUGUAGUAUUGUGAUGAAAAAAAUAUGAUCAUGAAAAAUUAUUAAGCUCAGGGCAUGCCUCAAAUUUCCAAUUGUAGAUUAUUUGUUGGAAGGAUGGAGAAAAGAAAAACAUUCUUUGUGAAUUUAAUGGUUUUCUUGUGAUAAUUUAUUAUGCGUCUGGUGUAGAAAGAAUCCACUGUAUGUGUAGUUAGGAGAUAUGUAGUCUUGUCUGCUAGUAUCAGAUAUGAACUAUAGUAGAUAGAUGUUAUUAGUCAAAAAAAUCUUACUCAUUAUGAUGAUGAUGUUGAUGAUGAAAAAAGAAAAUGAUUAAAAAUGUCAUAAAAAAUAGAAAACAAGUGGAUUGAUGCAGUUGAUAAAUUUUCCAGUUUUAUAAUAAAUUAUUUGAACCAAGUAUGAGGAAAGGACUGUAUUGAUCA